Oldenlandia corymbosa var. corymbosa is the source of this 2492-nucleotide messenger RNA. NCBI's taxonomy places the organism in Eukaryota, Viridiplantae, Streptophyta, Magnoliopsida, Gentianales, Rubiaceae. The record is from the annotation of a GenBank genome assembly.
CGCAGAUCAUCAGAACAAGAAGACGACGACGACCAUGACCAAAACUCUCUCUUAGAAGGGUGAAUGACAGAAAAGUAAGAAAGUUCAUAGGAAAAAGUUAAAAAAAUUUAAACAAAGAGCUGAUUUCGACAAAAAGCAACUUGCUUUGCUCUCUCUAAACUGAUUUCUUUUCGCUUAUAAGUCCUUUUUCUCCUGUCUUUCUCUCUGAGAAAAAAUCAUUGUACCCCACCAUCACAACCCCAUAUACAACAAACCAAUAUUCCCCCUUGUAAUAUGAGCAGUAAAGCCAGCAAGAAAGAAACAACUCCCCACUCCCUCCUCCAGUCACUACUAGCAGAAGAAGAAGAAAAGAUAAAGUCUUUGUUCAAUUUCAUGCUUCAUCAUUAAGAUUUCAAACCCAUCAAAAACUCAGCAUCAGCAUCUAUGGUGGAAAAUAACGACAACAACAACAAUACUGGUCCAUCUUCUUCCUCUGACGCCUUCACUUCCUCAGAAAAUGCAUUAACCAUUUCAAACAAACGAAAAAGAAGACCCGCUGGCACCCCAGGUAUUAAAUUCUUAUUAAAAAAAAUUUCUUUUUUACUUAUAUCAUGCAUCAUUUGAGGUUUAUAACCAUUUUUAAUUUAUGGGUUUCAAUCUGUUUUUGAUAUAUUUCAUGCAUUUGUCAAAAUAAAAUUGGUGGGCUAGAAUUGUAUGAUUUUACUUCUUUUUUUUUUAGAUCCAGAUGCUGAGGUUGUUUCGCUAUCUCCAAAGACGUUACUGGAAUCGGAUAAAUACAUAUGUGAGAUCUGCAACCAAGGAUUCCAAAGGGAUCAAAACUUGCAGAUGCACAGAAGGCGGCAUAAGGUGCCAUGGAAGUUGCUAAAGAGGGAAAAUCCUGAGGUCAAGAAAAGGGUUUAUGUGUGCCCAGAACCAUCUUGCUUGCAUCAUGAUCCGUGCCACGCACUUGGGGAUCUUGUGGGCAUAAAGAAGCAUUUCAGGAGGAAACACAGCAACAACAAACAAUGGGUCUGUGAGAAAUGCUCCAAAGGUUAUGCUGUUCAAUCUGAUUACAAAGCUCAUCUCAAAACUUGUGGUACCCGAGGCCAUUCCUGUGAUUGUGGCCGUGUGUUUUCCAGAGUGGAGACCUUCAUUGAGCAUCAAGACAGUUGCGCGAUUCGUCGACUCCAGCCAGACAUGAAGGCUAUGCAGCAGCCAGAUAGCUCUUGCUGUGUUGGUUCCAGCACUAGCCCAUCUAGUCAUGAUACAAAUUUCAGUAUGGUUGCCCCCAAGCAGGCAACGAUGUUAAUGAUGCCUGCUGCAAAUUUGGAAACUCACUCAUUUAUGGGUUCUGACUGUAACAACAAUUCUACUAAUACUCCUGGAGCUGUUCAAGAGCAACACAAUUUGGAGCUUCAGCUGUUACCAUCUUCCUACAGUGAUGAGGAUAUUCAAGCAACAAGCUUGAGACUAUCUAUAGGAAGUUCUCCAAACCGUGAUGUAGAUGAAAGAAACCAAACCAAAUCUUUGAAUGUGUAUAAAGGGUUGCUUGGAGGAGAUCAAGGAUCAUCAGCAAGGUUGAAUCAAUCAGAAGCAGAUGAGCAACUGCAGGUUGCGAUGGCUGAGAGGGCAUUUGCGGAGAAGGCAAGACAGCAAGCUACGAGGCAGCUGGAGUUGGCUGAAAUGGAAUUCGCCAAUGCCAAGAGGAUUAGGCAACAAGCACAAGCUGAGCUCGAGAAGGCGAAGGAAUUGAAAGAGCAAGCAACCGAAAUGAUUAGCGAAACCAUCACGGAGAUCACUUGUCAUGCGUGCAGGCAAAGGUUUCAAGCAACAGCAGCUCAUCAAAACAAUGUCUUGGCUGAUGAUGAGACUUCGCGGGCUUUGAGUUACAUGUCUUCAGCUACUGAUGCUGAGGGAGAUUAGUUAAGGAAAAAGUCCCUCCACAUCAUAGAAAGCUAUAUAGAUAGAGUUCUUACUUCUUACUUUCUUUUUGGAGGGGAAUCAUUUUACCUUUUGUUGACUUAUCUAGUGGUUUUCUCUCUAUAGUCUAUAUCCAUCCUCUGGAGUUUUUUUCUUGGAAAAAAAAGUUGGUUCAUUGAGUUUCAGUUUUAUGAAGAGCUCAAUGGAGGAUGUGUUCCCCUGAAUAGUUAAAAAGAGAAAUGAAAUUAAUUUGGAUCAGAUAGCAUGGUAAGAGGGCAUUUAUUGUGUUCCUUCUCUGUGGGCUUAAACUCUUCUCUCUAAUGAUGAUCCCUGUCGAUUUCUGGGAGAGACCCAGUUUUACGUAAUUUGUCAGUCAGGCAUGUUUUCUUUGUAACCAGAUUUGAUUCUUACCGUUCGCCCUUUUUCUCUUUGAGUUGCUUUUGAUGUCCAAAAGAAGAAAAAAGGUCCAGUAACGAACUUAAUGAGCCUUUGGAUUCCUUUUUUUUUCCUUUUCUUCUUGCAUGCAGGAGCCUAUUCGACGUGGUCAACAAUGAUUAAUAUCAAUUUAUGGGUAUUCAUUUGUCCAUGCACCC